AUGCCAAAGUCAAAACUACAUAAAGACACAGCUCAUGUCGGUCAACCAUUUCCAGAGUCGUCAUCUUCAUCGGAAUAUAAAGCUAGGGUGCCUGGCCUAAUGUUUAUAUCGCUGCAGUUUGGGGCGACAAGAUAUGCAGUUGUUCUUUGUACUAAAGAAGAAGGCUUCGAAAAGGGAUCUUACAUAGAGGUACCUAAAUCAUGGAAAAACUUAAUUCGCGAAGAUUGCUCAAAUGCCAACGUUGAAGGCAACUUAGUAGUGCGAGAUAUACGGUGGGGAGACGAAAUUGUUCUGAAAUCAAUAGUCACAUCCACAGCAGUCACUGAAGUUGAGAAGAGGGAGCCAGUUGAUCUCUCGCUAGAUACCAAAUUUUGUGCAGAUGCCACCGGAUUCUCGUGCGAUCGUUGCGGCAAGGUGUUCAGUUACUCCUACUAUCGCGAUAAACACCUUAAGUACACUAGAUGCGUCGAUAACGGCGACAGGAAGUACCCGUGCCCGAUCUGCCCGAGAUCCUUCGAGAAAAGGGACCGACUUCGAAUUCAUAUACUACAUGUGCAUGAAAACCAUCGCCCCCAUUUAUGCACAGUGUGCGGCAAAGCUUUCAGCCAAUCAAGUAGUCUCAACAAGUUUAACUACAGUUGGUGGAAAUUUGUAGCGAAAGCUAAUAGCUCGAUAUUCUUGGACUUAGGACUUAUACCAAGAUCAAAAAGGUGGCAGUUUGUUUUACAGCAUCUACGUGUCCACUCUGGAGAGCGACCAUACAAGUGUUCAUUUUGUCCAAAAGCUUUUACAGCAUCUUCAAUACUUCGCACUCAUAUACGUCAGCACAGCGGUGAAAAACCUUUUAAGUGCGCAUUCUGCGGAAAACCCUUUGCAUCUCAUGCUGCUCAUGAUAGCCAUGUUCGGCGCACACAUGGUGUCAAUAAAGAAUGA
This is a messenger RNA of Strongylus vulgaris, 933 nucleotides long. The record is from the annotation of a GenBank genome assembly. NCBI's taxonomy places the organism in Eukaryota, Metazoa, Nematoda, Chromadorea, Rhabditida, Strongylidae.